UAUUGCAUAGUUUAAAGGUUUCUAGAUAUUUUUUCUUUCAGUGUCAAAUUUAUAUGUUUAAUUGAUUUAGUGCUUCCUAGUUUUACUGUUUUUGUAGUCCGCUUUAAGUGCUUGUUGCCAAGGAAGGACCUCCAUAAUUAUUGGCGUUCUGGAGCUCCGGCUACCAUGAACGCUGACUACUGGAACUAUCGCAGAUAUAAGAAAGCCCGUCGGAAGUUUGCUAUUAAAUCUUAUUUUCUAUUAAGCGUAUGGCUUCUACUGGGUAUAAUACAAUGGUGCAUUGUCUGCCUUACUGAUCGCAUAAGAAAAAUAUUCUUCGACCAUUAUGUAAUAAGCUCCAUUACAUUUGCAGUAGCGCUUUUGCUCUUAUAUAUCUAUUUAUGUAUUGAGAGGCUACGCUUUGUCAAAUGUCUUAACGUUCUGAUCUGCGUAUUAAUUGUUGAGCUGCAAAUAAUAUCCCUUUUCGCAUUGGUUGCAGGAGUAUAUUGGCCCGAUCUGAUUUCCUUUUUUGCAUUAUGUGUUCUUGUAUUGUUUAUGGCUAUAUUUAUUGGCUCUAUACUUCCAAGACGAAUUGACUUAACUCAAAAUGUGGCAGUGCUUUUCAUUUUCGGCUUCUUUUGCAUUUUGGGUGCAAUAUUCAUUCUCAUGUGCAGUUUUCUGAUACCAGAAAAAAAAAAACCAGGUCAUAUUCUUUACAAAGAAUUUGGAAGUUAUCUCAUCUUUGAAUUAUUAAUUUCCGUGAUGAUUCUUGUUUUUGUCAUGUACCAUGCACAAACUAUUCAAGGAAGCCGAUUUGCGGAGAUGCGACUCAAUGAUUUCUUGCUGGCAUCGCUAAUUCUCUUUCAUGACUUUCUUAUCAUUUAUUGGCUGACAUUCUACUGGCAGUACAAGGAAAAACCAUUCACACCCGACAAAAUUUUACGAACAACUUCAGACCCAACCGGAACACCAGAUGAUGACGAUUCCAAAUCGGCGUCAAGAAGAAUUAUUGGAAAACAUACUGCUGCACAGAAACAUACAGAAACAACAUUACAAACUGUCAUUGAAGUAACGGACGAUUAUUACGAUGCUACUAUUGUCACAUCCAGUAAAGAUAGUGAAGUCGAAUCUAGUAUUGAAGUAUCAAAGUCUACAGAUGUCGAUUAUUACUUCGAUAUUGAAGUAUCAAAGUCUACUAUUGUCACAUCCAGUAGAGCUAGAGAAGUUGAAUCUAGUAUUGAAGUAUCAAAGUCUACAGAUGUCGAUUAUUACUUCGAUAUUGAAGUAUCAAAGUCUACAGAUGUCGAUUAUUACUUCGAUAUUAGGGAAGUCCCUUUAGCAAUGACACACGAUUCAAGCGAUACUAUUUUUGGAAUAACCGGCGAUUCUGGCGAUGAACCAUCAGAAUUCUUUGGUGAUGAAAGCAUAAUGUCCAAUAAUAAAAAGGAAGAGCAGGACCUGUAUGCUCCUCAGCACACAUCAGAACCACUAACAAUAACUUUUGACUUUAUGGAGGACGGUAUUGCAACAGCAUCGAAGUCAAUGAUUCAAAGAAGAUGGGAUCGUAUAACAAAAGAUGAUAGUGACAUGUUUAUUAACAUUAAAAAGCCAACUGAUAAUCAUAUAUCUACUGAAGAGCUACGUCGCUAUAACGUUAAAGAAACUGAAAUCGAGUUUAUGUGACAAGUAUUUAUUUAUGAUUUACUUUUAGAAUUAAAAAAAGUAAUGAAUGUAAUGAUGUUUAAAAAAUUACCUUAUAUAUGACAAUAUGAUGAAAUUUAAAAUAUUCCAGAUACUUUUCCGUUCAAUGUCAAAUUUAUUUGUUUCGUUUAAUUUGUUCUUGUAAGCUGUGUUGUUGUUUUUGUUGUCCGCCGUAAAUGUCAGUAAAACGAUCAUUGGUGCUCCGGAGCUCCGGCUGCCAUGAGAGCCAGCUACCGGAACUAUCUCAUCAAUAAGAAAGCCCGUCGCAAGUUUAUUUGGAAGUCUUAUUUAUUUUUAUGUCUAUGGCUCAUAUUGGGUAUAAUACAAUGGUGUGUUGUCUGCCUUGUUGACCCCAUAAGAAAAAUAUUUUAUGACCAUUAUGAAGUAUGCUUCGUUACAUUUCUUAUAGCGCUUAUUCUCUUUUUCAUUUACGUAUUCGUUGAGAAGCUACGCCUAAUCCAUGGCCUGAGAUUUAUAAUCAGUAUAUUAAUUGUUGAGCUGCAAAUAAUAUCGCUAUUCGCCUUGGUUGCACGAGUUUAUUGGCCCGAUCUCAUAUUCUUUUUUGCAGUAUGUGUCGUUGUAUUGU
Messenger RNA from Drosophila sulfurigaster albostrigata, 2266 nucleotides. RefSeq lists its product as uncharacterized. The transcript is spliced from 7 exons. The record is from RefSeq and is a predicted model, not a curated record. The coding region runs from base 166 to 1662 and encodes 498 amino acids. NCBI's taxonomy places the organism in Eukaryota, Metazoa, Arthropoda, Insecta, Diptera, Drosophilidae.